AUGGCUGGAAGCGAAACAGAAAGAGGAUGGAUGAAAAUUGGAUAUGGGGAUUCGACGGCCUAUAAACAACAACUCGAUCGAUGGGAAUCCAACCAACGUAUCUUAACUCAACAUCACGUGAAUUACGGUUUACCUUCAACGUUGGAAGAAUUGGAUGAGGAUCAACUUGAUAUAUUGAAAGAUAUAAUCUUGCAUUCUUCUUCUGCUUCAUCUUUCACUCAAGUCGAAAUCACCAACAAGAAACCUGUUAGUCCAAUAUUCCAAGAAGUGUUAUAUAUAGAUCUGUUCACUAAGGAAUGUCCAAUAACAACCAAGAAUUUCCGACAUCUACUUCUAGGCGAUAAAGGCCUCUCCAAGAUAUCUAGUAAACCAUUACAUUAUAAGAAUGUGAGGAUACAUCGAUUAAUCAAGGACUUUAUAAUACAGGGAGGAGAUAUAACUCGGAAUGAUGGUUCGGGGGGAGAAUCGAUAUACGGAUUGAAGUUUAAUGAUGAAAAACCGGGAUUGAAGAAAACCUUCCAGUAUGGGACGGUAGCUAUGGCUAGCGGUAGUUCGAAAAAUUCAAAUUCAAGUCAGUUCUUCAUAUGUCUCAUACCGAAUAUUCAAGAUGGAGAUAGUAAAGAAGAGAAAGAGAGGAAGAAGAAGCAGUUCGGAAAGCUGGAUGGGAAGUAUGUGGUUUUUGGACAAGUCAGCGAGGAAAGUUUGGAUUUGUUGAAGAAAUUGAAUGCGUUGAAGGUUAAUGGUGGAGGGGAUGAGUUAGAGGGGUGCUGGAUAGAUGAUUGUGGGAUUGUAUAA
Messenger RNA from Kwoniella botswanensis, 795 nucleotides. RefSeq lists its product as uncharacterized. Gene Ontology annotation, biological process: protein peptidyl-prolyl isomerization. The coding region runs from base 1 to 795 and encodes 264 amino acids. The record is from RefSeq and is a predicted model, not a curated record. Lineage: Eukaryota; Fungi; Basidiomycota; Tremellomycetes; Tremellales; Cryptococcaceae. The transcript has a single exon. Gene Ontology annotation, molecular function: peptidyl-prolyl cis-trans isomerase activity.